This is a messenger RNA of Coffea eugenioides, 4860 nucleotides long. RefSeq lists its product as uncharacterized. The coding region runs from base 1 to 4860 and encodes 1619 amino acids. Gene Ontology annotation, molecular function: nucleic acid binding; RNA-DNA hybrid ribonuclease activity. The transcript has a single exon. The record is from RefSeq and is a predicted model, not a curated record. Lineage: Eukaryota; Viridiplantae; Streptophyta; Magnoliopsida; Gentianales; Rubiaceae. Gene Ontology annotation, biological process: DNA integration.
AUGUACGAUGCCUCUACAGACCCGGAAGACUACCUCUCGGUAUUCCUGACGCAUAUGCGCUUGCAAACCGCCGCGGAUGAGGUUCGCUGCAAGACCUUCCCUAUGUUCCUAAAGGGGAAGGCGCGGCUCUGGUUCCAAGGACUGAAACCGGGAUCUAUACGGAGCUUUCCCGAGCUGGCCCGGCAGUUUGCAGCCCAGUUCGUCUCCUCGAAGGUGUACGCGAGGAACGCAACCCACCUGAUGUCCAUCAGGCAACGGCCCGACGAGUCGCUGAGGAAUUUCAUGACCCGCUUCAAUGCGGAGAGCUUGCAGGUCAGGGACAAGGACGAAAAAGUGGUGAUGGCCGCCUUCACAAACGGGCUCAGGGUGGAGGAGCUUUUCUACGAUCUGGCCAAGAAGCCUCCCGUAAACCUGGAAGAGCUCCUACGCAGGGCUCACGAGGCUGCCAACGCGGAAGAGGCGGGUCGCCUAAAGAAAGAGUCAGAUCGGGAGAUUGGAGAUCGUAAAGGCCGGACCAACCCCCUGGAGGGCAAGGAGGCCCCGGCCAAGAAAAAUGUCUUUGAUCGGCUCUCGAAGGAGAAGACCCCUGCUCUGCCACCACUCUCAGAGAAGACCUACACCCCUCUAACACGGCCCAGAACUCAGAUCUUGGCCGUCAUGGAGGCGGAAGGGCUGGGAGAUCGGCCGCCCAAGAUGGGGACGCCCCGGAACAAAAGGAACCAGGAUCGAUAUUGCGUCUUUCACCGUGACGUCGGACACGACACGGAGGGGUGCUGGGCCCUGCGUAAGGAGAUUGAAAACCUGAUCCAACGUGGCUUUCUAAGUCGGUUCGUACGCCGACCAGGUCAGGAGUUCGGGCGCAACCAUUACGGGGAUAGGCGUGAGGGACAGCGUCGCGACCGUCCAGAGCGGCGGGAGGCUCCCCGGAACCACUCUCCCGACCAGGAUACCCAGAACCUGGCGGGAGUGAUAAACACCAUUGCGGGAGGUCCCACGGGGGGGGACAGUCAUGCAGCCCGGAAGAAUAAGCGGCCACCCCCCGAAGGGGACGACUCCUUGAAGCGUCUGCGCAUGGAUGAGGAGAUCACCUUCGGACCCAGGGAUGCGGUUCCCUUGGCUUCCGGGAACCAUGAAGCUAUUGUGAUAGACAUUGUCACCAAUAACUACCGGGUGAAGAAGGUGUAUGUCGACCAGGGUAGCGCGGUUGACAUCAUGUUCUAUCGCGUGUUCAAGGAGCUCGGAUUAAGGGAUGACCAGCUGACCCCGGUCCGGACGCCUUUGGUGGGCUUCACCGGACCACCCAUCAGCUCGGAAGGGAUGAUCACCCUGAUGGUCACAGUAAGUCAGGCUCCCAAGUGUCGGACCGUUCCCGUUAACUUCGUGGUGGUCAAGCAGUCGUCCCCGUACAAUGUGUUCUUGGGGAGACCUGCCUUGAACGCCCUCCGGGCUAUUCCCUCUACCUUUCACCUCAGCGUCAAGUUCCCCACUCCUGGGGGGAUAGCCGAGGUGCGCAGCGACCCAGAGGUAGCCAGGGCUUGCUACCUGGCCACUCUCCGGGGGCAGGAGAAGGUGGUCGCCCAGACAACCUGUUUGGAGCCCUACAUCCCAGGGGAUGAGGCCCAACAGUUGGGCACCCAGGAUGAGAUUGAGGAGUUCCCCUUGAGGAAGGAACGUCCCGACCAGGUCAUCCGCAUUGGGGCAUUGCUGCCAGCGAACGAGAAGGAAGGCUUGAAGGCCUUAUUGAGGGAGUACUCCCAGGUCUUCGCAUGGACGGUGGAUGACAUGCCCGGGAUCCUUACGGACCUGGCCGUCCAUCACCUCGACGUGGACCCUCACUUCAAGCCAGUAAAGCAAAAGAAAAGGAGUUUCGCCCCCGAGAGAAAUGAGGUGAUCAGGGCGGAGGUCGGCAAGUUGUUGGAGUCCAAGAUCAUCCUGGAGGUCUACUACCCGACCUGGCUGGCCAACCCCGUCCUGGUCAAGAAGGAGGACCUGACCUGGAGGAUGUGUGUAGACUUCACAGACCUUAACAAAGCCUGCCCAAAGGACUGCUUUCCCCUGCCUCGAAUUGACAGGUUAGUAGACUCUACUGUGGGCUUUGACAUUUUAUGCUUUCUGGAUGCCUUUAAGGGAUAUCACCAGAUAGAGAUGGCCGAGGAGGACCGGGACAAGACCUCCUUCAUCACCGAGGAGGGAACCUACUGCUACAGGACCAUGCCCUUCGGAUUGAAGAACGCGGGAGCAACUUACCAGCGCCUGGUGAACAAGUUAUUCCAAAACCAGGUCGGCAGGAGCAUGGAGGUUUAUGUGGACGACAUGAUCGUCAAAAGUCGAACUGACCAGCGCCUCAUACCCGACCUGCGGGAGGUCCUGGACAUCCUACUGAAGAGCCGGAUGCGCCUAAAUCCGAAGAAGUGCACUUUUGGGGUCAGAUCGGGAAGGUUUCUCGGUUUCCUGGUGUCCCGAGACGGAAUCCGGGCCAACCCGGAUAAACUCCAGGCCAUCAUGGACAUGGCCCCUCCGAGGAGCGUGAAGGAGGUCCAACGGCUAGCAGGAAGGAUGGCCGCCCUGAAUAGGUUUCUCUCGCGCUCCGCGGUCCGGGGGCUGCCCUUCUUCCGAGUACUGAAAGCGCCGAAGGACUUCCACUGGACUGAGGAGUGCCAGAAGGCCUUCAUCGACCUAAAAACCUACUUGGCCGAGCUACCAUCUCUGACAGCCCCAGAGCCGGGGGAGACCUUAUUCCUAUACCUAUCCGCCUGCAACGAGGCCGUCAGCGCGGUCCUGGUGCGGGAGGAUGAGGGGGCUCAGAGGCCGGUGUAUUACGUAAGCCGAGCUCUACAGGGGCCAGAGACACGAUACUCGCCAGCCGAGAAGUUGGUCCUUGCCUUGGUACAUGCGGCACGCAAGCUCCGCCCUUACUUUCAGGCUCAUGGCAUUGUAGUCCUGACUGACCAGCCUUUGCGUCAGAUACUCACCAAGCCGGAGGUUUCGGGCAGGAUGACCAAAUGGGCUGUCGAGCUAGCCGAGCACGACAUCGGCUAUCAACCCCGCAAAGCCAUCAAGGCCCAGGCCUUAGCGGAUUUCCUUGCUGAGGGGGCUAGCUUGAGUCUAACCGAGCUAAGCCCCCAACACGAGGAGCGGCUGCCGAAGGAGCCCUGGGUGUUGUUCGUGGACGGGGCCUCCAGCAAGGAAGGAAGCGGGGCGGGUCUGCUACUCAUUUCACCUACCGGGGAAGAACUGACCUACGCCCUCCGAUUGGACUUCCCCGCGUCCAACAACGAGGCCGAGUACGAGGCCCUGCUCACAGGAUUGCGGAUAGCCCACCAGAUGGGAAUAACCGCGAUCCAGGUCAGGAGCGACUCACAGCUCGUCGUCCUUCAAGUCCUUGGGGAGUACGAAACCAAGGACGAGGUUAUGAAGAAAUACCUGGCCAAAGUACGAGAGGCGGUGGCCUUGUUCACCACGAUCGAAAUCGAGCGGGUGCCAAGGUCCCAGAACAAGCGGGCAGACGCCCUUUCAAAGUUGGCAUCCUCCUCAUUUGCCCACCUGAGCAAGGAGGUAUUGGUGGAGGUGCUAAAGCAGAAGAGUAUCGAUCAAAUCCAGGUCCUGGCUAUAGACAGCUCGGCCACCUGGAUGACGCCCCUCGUUGACUUCCUCAGCUCGGGUGACCUCCCCGAAAACAAAGCCGAGGCACGCCGAAUCCAGCUCCGGGCUGCCAAGUACGCCUACACCGGGGGUACCCUCUAUAGGAGGUCGUAUUUGUCCCCCUGGUUAAAGUGCGUGACUCCCGAAGAAGGUGAUUACGUCCUGCGCGAAGUCCACGAAGGAAUAUGUGCGGCACACGUGGGAUCUCGGGUGUUGGCCAAAAAGUGCCUCCUUUUGGGCUACUACUGGCCCUCUGUCUUCCGAGACGCAGCGGAUCUGGUCCGGAAAUGCCGAGCUUGCCAGGUACACGCCUCGCUGCGUCAUCAGCCAGCUCAGGAGAUGAUUCCCAUCCAUAGUCCUUGGCCAUUCGCUCAAUGGGGGAUAGACCUCCUGGGUCCCUUCCCCCGAGCCCCGGGAAGAUAUGAGCACCUCGUGGUAGCAAUAGACUACUUCACAAAGUGGGUGGAAGCGGAGCCCCUGGUCUCUAUCUCGGGGAAGGCGAUUCAGAAAUUCUUUUGGAAGAGCAUAGUUUGCCGGUUUGGGAUUCCGCAUGUCCUGAUAUCUGACAACGGCCGCCAGUUCGCCGAGAACCCUUUCCGGAGCUGGUGCGCCGAGCUCGGAAUCAACCAGCACUUCACGUCGGUUGGUCACCCCCAGGCCAAUGGCCAGGUGGAGAACGCUAAUCGAACUGUCCUGCAAGGGUUAAAGACUAGACUGGAGUCCGCCCAAUCAAGCUGGCUGGAUGAGCUCCCCAGUGUCCUCUGGGCUUACCGCACUACGCCCAGGACGGCUACUCACGAGACCCCGUUCUCCCUAACAUACGGAGCAGAGGCUGUGGUGCCCGCAGAGGUUGGUCUUCCCUCACCCAGAACACAGAAUUUCGUGGCAACAUCCAACGAGGAAGAGCUUAGGUGCAACUUGGACAUGCUCGAAGUCAGGCGGGAGGAAGCGGCUAUUCGAAUGGCUAAGUAUAAAAGCCAGUUCGCUCGCUAUCACAACGCCAAAGUAAAGACUAUACAGUACCAGCCAGGAGACCUCGUCCUGAGGAAGAACUCGAUAAGCCGAGUACACGGCUCCAACAAGCUCGACCCAAAUUGGGAGGGCCCCUACAAGGUCCUUGAGGCGAGCCGAGCUGGCUAUUGCAAGCUCGCUAAGAUGGGUGGAUCUGAAGUACCUCGGACUUGGCACUUCUCCAAUUUGCGGUUGUUUGUAGCGUAG